Molecule: messenger RNA, 5047 nt
Organism: Xiphophorus couchianus (Monterrey platyfish)
Lineage: Eukaryota; Metazoa; Chordata; Actinopteri; Cyprinodontiformes; Poeciliidae
Exons: 10
Coding region: 1862-4771 (969 amino acids)
Source: RefSeq, a predicted model, not a curated record
UGCAAAACAAAAUCCUUUAUUUGCUUUUCGUUUUGUGUAAAGGUUAUGCAGUGUUGUCCAUUUUAAGUGGCUUACCCAUACAAAAUUUCAUAUGAAUAAAAAUCAAAUUUCAAAGAUGAUAGAUAGACUGUUACUGUUUAGUAGGCACUGUCAGUUAGGCUGAAAAUGUCUCAUGCCUGGUUCCCAAAAAUGUAUUUGGGAGCCAGGCAUGACACUUGAAGUAGAUUCCUGAGGUCAAACAUUGUCAAUGGCCUUCAACCAACACAUCAAAGAUGGGCUAACCCAAGUAAGAUCUCGUAGUUCCUUAUAUAUUCUUCUUGAUAGAAGAAAUUAUCUGUAAAAGCUAAUUGAGAUUUGACCAACACUCUAUAAAGCACUUCAUAUUUAUAUCAAUUAACAGCCUCUUGUAAAUAUUUCAAUAACAUAUAUGCUCAAUAUGAUUGUACAAAUUGGUAUUAUGUCUUUCUUAACUCCCCUCAUCUUUUUCCAAUGGUUUGCUCCACAAGCUCUUAAGUAGGCCAUUGGUGACAUUGUACCCUUUGGUCUCUCCAGGCCUGACAAGAAGAUAACUGAAAGAAGGAUUGGAUUUGUUUGACUGACUCUGUUUAAGUUAGAGUUGUUAAAACAAUAAACUGUAGCAUUUUUGAACUUUUAAUUCAAAGUGCUUGGUUGAAGACAAAGAAUGGUUGAAGAAGAGGAAUCAAGAAUCAGCAUGCUCCUCAAGCAGGUUGACUGGCUCACAUUUAUGUAUUUAUUUAUCCACAUAUAGUUUUCCUUAUCUACUACAGCCCUCCACCCAGCUUCUCCACAAUGGAGAAACUGGGUGGAGGCCGUCUCACACACAUCCUGAGAUUUGAUGUCCCCACCUCACCCAUGCCCAUCCCCCCUCAACAUUCCCUCCAUGGCUUGGAGGGAAACAUGCUGAACUAUAAAGUGUAGCAUGUUUGAACUUUUAAUGCAAAAUGUUUGGUUGAAGAUAAAGAAUGGUGGGAUAAGAGGAAUCAGUAUGCAAAUUAUUGUAAUUUAUAUAUUUAUUAAUCCACAUAAAAUUUCCGGAUCUGCUGUAGCCCCUCCACCCACUUUCUCAGUAAUGGCUGCCGUCUCACACACAUCCUGAGAUUUGAUGUCCCCACCUCACCCAUGCCCAUAACUCCUCAACAUUCCCUCCAUGGAUUGGAGGGAAACAUACUGUACUAUAAAGUGCCGCAUGUUUGAACUUUUAAUGCAAAAUGUUUGGUUGAAGAUAAAGAAUGGUGGGACAAGAGGAAUCAAGAAUCAGUAUGCUACUCAAGGAGGUUGGUUGACUGGCUUACAAUUCUUCAGUCUCUUUCUGCAAACCUUCCUAAUUUAUAUAUUUAUUUUUCCACAUCCUAAUUUUCUGAUUUGCUAUAGCUCCUCGCCAGUCUCUCUGUAAUGGCUGCCAUCUCACACACAUCCUGAGAUUUUGCGUCCCCACCUCACCCAUGCCCAUCCCCCCUCAACAUUCCUCCAUAGCUUGCUCUCAAACUUUGCAGAUUUGACUGGUGUGGAACCUACAAAAUGUCCAUUACAAAGAAUAAUUUUUUCUCCUGAAGCAUUACUUUGGGAGAUAACACAAGUUAAGUAAUUAAUUUCCUAGUUUUAUAACUUAAUUGAUGUGUGGUAGAGUUGUGACGCCAAAGUUAAGGUGUCAUUAGUUAUUAACACAGGGCUGGGCCGUAAGCCUCAGCUAGCUGCUUUUUGCAACCAAGCAGGAACUCCGGCCUGUGCCGGAGUCUAAAUCAAGCGCUCCUUUUUUGACUGCUGCACACCUGCACCGAAGGAGGAGAUUCAGACCUUCAUGCUAACAUCCGAGGAAUGAGGAGCAAUCUAGCUAAAGAAAAUGAGAAGUAGAUCCAGUGAUAGGAGUGACGGUGGAGUAGAGUCUACACCCAGCUGUUCCAGUUUAAAAGCUACAGAUGAGACAUUUGGGCUUGAUCCAGAGCAGAGGCAAAUGGAUCAAACACGUCAAGCUCGUCGCCUGCAGAAACUUAAAGCCCAUCACAAUAAAUGUGAGGCUCAUCACAAGAAGCUCGUCACAAAGGCAACAAAUGAAGUGAGGGAGAACACGUCUUUUCUCCAUCAGAAGGGCUUAAUGUCAAAACAGUCAUCCGAUGAGAGCGACGAUACCAUCAUCCUUGGUCCAACACCAACUGAAGGGGACAUGAGCGUGCCUGAGCUUACAAGAACUGACAGUGUGAUUCUAAACAAACAAAUGCUUUGCUACUCAGAAGCAUCUCUAUCAAGUUCUGACAUCACUGAGGAAGAGUAUGUUCCCGAUUCUGAGAAAUCUGAGAGUGGCAGUCUAAACGACAGUGACAGUUCAGUAGACGUUAAACAGCUCAAGAAGAGGAAGAAAAGAGCCCAGAAAAAUACUUCUUCUCUGGAAGUCCAACCACUUAAGAGAAUGCGUGUGACCACUUCUAGUUCCUUGACUGCAAAAGAUCCUGGAGAAUCUUCUUCAACUGAUGCAAAAGAUCCUGGAGAAUCUUCUUCAACUGAUGCAAAAGAUCCUGGAGAAUCUUCUUCAACUGAUGCAAAAGAUCCUGGAGAAUCUUCUUCACUUGAUGUGACAGUCAUGACCUUGAAGAAGAAGGGAGAUGGCAGUAGGGCUUACAAUAAAAGGUACUUUUGUGCAUUUUGUAGCAAACCUUACAGCAAAAUGGCACGUCAUCUAGAAGCAAAACACAGUGAUACACCAGAAGUGGAAAGUGCACUGAAAUGUCCCAAAGGUUCUAGAGAACGACGGCUGCAGUUGUCCUUGAUAAGAAACAAAGGAAACCGUGCCCAUAAUAAUAAAGUCAUUAAAGAGGGAAAAGGAAUGCUCAUUCCCCGCCAACAAUGCACUAAAUCUGCAAAAGCUGGUGAUUACUUGCAUUGCAUCAACUGCGAGGGUUACCUCAAGCGGAAAUCCUUGUGGAGGCAUAUGCAGAGGUGUUAUCUCAGUCAAAAAGUCACAGGACUGAAGCCAGGAACAUCUCGAGUCCAAGCCAUUUGCAAAUAUGCAGAGCCAGUACCAGACAGCGUCAAUGCACAGUUUUGGAAACUAAUACAUGACAUGCACCAUGAUGAUGUAGCAAAAGUUGUCCAAAGUGAGAAGUGCAUCUUGAAAUUUGGAGAACAUUUGUUCAACAAACAUGGUCAAGAUGUUACAAGACACGAAUACAUCCGACAGAAGAUGCGCGAAACCGCACGAGUUGUUCUGCAAGGGAAGAAAGAUGGCAAGUUGGAGACGCUCCCAGACUUCUUUGUGCCAGCUAACUUCCCUCAUGUUAUAGAUGCAGUUAAGAAAGUGGCUGGCUUGGAUGAAAGAACAAACGUCUUCAAAACGCCAUCUUUAGCACUCAAGUUGGGUCACAACCUCAAGAAAGUGGCAAAUGUUCUUGAAUGUGAGGCUAUGAUCUCAGGCGAUGAGAAUACCAUUCACAAUGUGCGAAUUUUCAAACAAAUCUGUGAGACCAGAUGGAGCGAGUGUGUCUCUUCCCAUGCUCUUAGGACUUUGAAUGAGGCUAAGUGGAAUGCUCCUCAGCUUAUUCCCUUUGCUGAAGACGUUAGGAAAAUGCACCAGUAUCUUGACACAAAAAGGAUGGAGUGCCAGAGGAACCUGAAGGAAGAAGCUGUAAAGAAGAACUGGGCUGAACUUGCCAAGAUCACGCUUUGUGAGGUGAUAAUAUUCAACCGGAGAAGAGAGGGAGAAGUAUCCAAGAUGCCACUGAACGCUUUCACCUUGAGAGAUACCUCUGUCACCCAUCCAGAUGUGGAGCUUGCUUUGUCAGAACUUGAAAAGAAGCUGUGUAAACACUUCCAGCGAAUUGAGAUAAAAGGCAAACGUGGCCGAAAGGUUCCCAUUCUCCUAACUCCUAAUAUGGCAUCAUCAAUGGAGUUGCUUGUCCAAAAUCGCCGCAAUUGUGAUGUAUUGGAUGAGAAUCCAUACAUGUUCGGGAGACCACAGACUCUCAAUCACUUCAGAGGAUCGGAUAUUAUUCGUGAGAUGGCUCAAAACUGUGGAGCAAAACACCCUGGAGCAUUGUCCUCAACCAAACUGAGGAAGCACAUGGCCACCAUGUCAAAGGUACUUAACCUAAAGGACAAUGAAAUGGACGACCUAGCUGACUUCCUUGGCCAUGACAUUAGAGUUCAUCGUCAGUAUUAUAGAUUGCCUGAAGGGACAUUACAGUUGGCAAAAAUCAGUAAAGUGUUGCUGGCACUAGAAAGAGGACAGCUCUCCCACUUCAAAGGACGAAAUCUGGAUGAAAUCAGCAUUGAUCCACAAGAAAAAAUGUCUGUGGACAGUGGAUCAGACACUGAAGAAGAGGUUGACUCAGCUGAGAGGGAUGCUGGUACUUCAUCUUCCAGAUCACCAGAUAUGGAUGGCAACAAAAAAGUAGAAAAUGGUCAAUUUGGGGUGACCAGGAGAUGCACCACUGAAGUUGGACAAAGCAAUGAUCUGCCCUCAGCAAAAGAGAGGUCAGAUGACGAGGUACUGGCAGACAUGGAAGUCUCUGGCAACUCCAACACGACUAACGGCCCACCACAAAAGAAGAGACUGAAGUGGAACCAAGAAGAAAUCCAGGCAGUGGAGAAAACACUCAUGGACUGUAUUGACUCUGGAAAGGUUCCUGGGAAAGCCCAGUGUAUGAAGUGCAUUGAAACCUCACCAGUAGCCCUCAAGGACAGGACAUGGCAAGGGAUUAAAUUCUAUGUGAAAAAUCGCAUAGAUGCAUUAAAACGAGAGACUUUCAAAAGAAGGUAAGCGUUGACCUUUUUGUUACUGUGAAAGAAAACGGAUCAUUUGUUAGUGCCAUUACCACGCCGAUUCUGUUUGGAGUUUCUGCCGGUUUUGAAGUUUUGAGACAGCUGCAGUCAAGUUUUGUAAUGCAAGUAUGUAUGCAUACUGUAUGUUCAUGUUUAUUGAUACAUAUCAAUGAAUACAUUUCAUUUUAGUACAUGCAUGUUGGAUUGUAUGUAUAUUUUUUGCAACAAGAUACUGUAAGUUAUGCAAUAAAAUGGUUCACAUAGAACCAGAAAA